AUGUCUGAAUUUCUCGGGUCUCGCAUUUCCCUCAUCUCCAAAAGCGAUAUCCGCUAUGUUGGUACCCUACAUGAGAUCAACUCGGACGAGUCGACAGUAUCACUUGAAAAUGUGAGGUCAUUCGGAACCGAGGGUCGCAAGGGCCGACCUGAAGAAGAGAUCUCUCCCUCCGAUCAAGUCUACGAGUACAUUGUCUUCCGCGGCAGCGACGUCAAGGACUUGAGGAUUGAAGAACAUCCCAACAUCAAGGAGAACAAGCCUCCAGCUGUGCCCGAUGAUCCGGCCAUCGUAGGCGCUCGAGCUCGACCUGGUGCCCAAGGACCCAACCAGAAUGCCCCACCCGGACCUGGUGCUUUUGGUCAAGGUCCUCCAGGCCCUUACCCUCCAAACAACUUCUACGGAGGCCCACCACCUGGCAAUUGGGGUCGUGGCGGUGCUCCUCCAGGACCCGGCCCUGGUCCCAACUUUGGAAACAUGCCGUAUCCCCCUCCUCCUGGCUGGUUCCCUCCUGGUCAAGGCUUCCCAGGUGGCCCUGGUGGUCCCAACCCUCCCGGAGGUCCAGGUGGUCCAGGUGGCCCUGCCCCAUGGGGCAACUACCCGUUCCCACAGGGCCCUGGUGGCCCCGGCGGUCCUGGUCCAAACGCGCCGGUUGAAGCACCUGCCAAUCAACGAGCUACACCCGGCUCUGGCCCUGCGCAAGAUGGGAAGCCAGCUCCUAUUGGCCCUGGCGCUGAACGUGCCAAGGCUGGCCCUCACAGCGGACAAGCGGCACCUCCUACAGAACCCAAGUCACUGGCACAAGGUGUGCGACAGCCCUCACACGCCCCAACACCACCUGUCGACUCGAAGCCAUCUGUUGAGGAGGUCAAGCAGACUGCUGCUAACCUGACUGCUAAUGGUCAAGCUGCUGCUGAGGCGAGCAAGGCUACUCCCGCAGGGCCCAGGAACCAUCGGGUCAACCCUGUGAUUCCUUUGACCGGGGCUGUUGCCAAACCUUUCUCUCUACCUGGUGUCACAGGAGAUGCUGCUAGCAAGGCUCCUGCGGCUGUUGCGCCGACCAACGUUCAAGACGCAACCAGCGCUGCCCGAGCUGCAGUCGCACAAGCUAUGGCUCAAUUAGGUGGUAACGGUGGUAACAGUGGCAACGCAAUGGAUAACUUGACCAACAAGGUUAAUGAAAUGCGAGUCAACGCGGUCCGAGGUGGACCUACCAGUAGAGGUCGUGGUCGCGGUGGACGUCCUCCUGCCGCGAAGGUCGCUGUUCCUGAUUCCGACUUUGACUUCGCUCAGUCCAAUGCCAAAUUCAACAAGCAUGACCUUGCCAAGGAGGCCAUCGCUGGAUCUCCCUCGGAGAUUCCUGAAAACCCUGUUGAAACUGAGCAACCCGAGGUUGCAACUACCAGUGACGAUGUUCCUGUCGCCUAUAACAAGACGAAAUCGUUCUUCGAUAACAUCUCUAGCGAAUCCAGGGAGCGUACCGAAAAUGGAGGUCAAAAGCCCGGUGGUCGCGAAUGGAGAGGCGAGGAGCAGCGCAAGAACAUGGAGACCUUUGGCCAAGGCAGCGUUGACGGGGGCUACCGCAACUAUCGUGGACGCGGUCGUGGUCGAGGUCGGGGUGGUCGUGGCGGCGGUGGUUAUCCUCGCGGCGGUCGUGGUGGAAACCGCCCUCAGUACCAAGUCUCACCCGGUCCACAAUAA
Fusarium sp. VM40 is the source of this 1698-nucleotide messenger RNA. The record is from the annotation of a GenBank genome assembly. NCBI's taxonomy places the organism in Eukaryota, Fungi, Ascomycota, Sordariomycetes, Hypocreales, Nectriaceae.